Molecule: messenger RNA, 1250 nt
Organism: Schistocerca piceifrons (Central American locust)
Lineage: Eukaryota; Metazoa; Arthropoda; Insecta; Orthoptera; Acrididae
Product: ankyrin repeat domain-containing protein SOWAHA-like
Exons: 4
Coding region: 51-1142 (363 amino acids)
Biological process (GO): regulation of proteolysis; proteasome-mediated ubiquitin-dependent protein catabolic process
Cellular component (GO): cytoplasm
Molecular function (GO): ubiquitin protein ligase binding
Source: RefSeq, a predicted model, not a curated record
GGAGCGGCCGAGAGGACAGGAGCGUGCGACCUGACAAAGAAUCGUCUGCAAUGGAAGCAGUUAAGGACGUGACGGAGACAGUGACUGUGGACCUGGGUGCACUCCUGGACGCCGGGGACGACGCCAUGGUGAUACUCGAGGCAGGUGACACUCGGCUGGUGGCACACAGGGCCGUCCUCGCGGACAGGAGCCCCGUGUUGGCGGCCAUGUUCGCCCACGACACCCUCGAGACGAGCACCGGCGUGGUGCGGAUUGCCGACGUGGAGGGCCCGGUGCUGAGGCAGCUGGUCUCCUACCUGUACACCCUGCGGGCCCCCCAUAUGCCUGGCACGGCCCCCCAGCUGCUGGCCGCAGCGGAUAAGUACGGGGCGUCGCGGCUGAAGGCGGAGUGCGAGCGGCAGGUGGCCGCUCAGCUGACUGUUGAGACCGCAGCAGCCGCAGCCGUACUCGCAGUCCGCCACUCCUGCAGUGACCUCAAGCGCGCUGCACUGGCGUUCAUUAAGACCUGUCCGUUCGAGGUGAUGGCCACUCAGGGGUGGGCAGAUGCGAUGCGGAAGCAGCCGGAAGACUUGAUCGAAGUGAACCGACUGCUGUACGACCCACCACCAAAAAGCAGCGCACCAGUCGUUACGGAGCUGAGUACCACAACCAGAACCACCACCACCUCCGCCGCUGCCGCCACCUCUGCCAGCGCACCUCGCCAGACACCUGCUGCUGCGCGGCCCACGACUCCUCCACCUGAUAAGGCCACAGUCUCUCGAAUGCGGAGCCUCUCUGCAGAGGAGAGGGCCAGGAGGCUGAUCCAGGCGGCUGAGCAGGGAGCAGUGGGGGAGCUGAGUGUGCUGAUCGCCGCAGGGGCCGACGUGGGGGCGAGGGGCGAGGGUGGGUGGACCGCCCUGCACUGGGCAGCGUACAGGGGAGACGUCGAGGCGGCGAGGCUGCUGGUGGGAGCGGCGGUCGACGCCAGGGACAGCAGGGGGUGUACGCCGCUGCACUGUGCGGCAGCCUAUGGCCGCGCAGAAGUGGCGGCUGCGCUGCUCGACGCGGGGGCCGACAGGGGAGCCACAACUGGUGAUGGGCGGACAGCGCUGGACAUCGCCAGGCAGUACAACAGGAGGCGGCUGGUGGAGAUGCUGUCAUGAGGCAGACAGUCCAGCGAACUCUGUGCAAAAAAACAGGAGAACUGAAAGAGUUUGUAGGAGAGCAAUAUUCAUAAUUUUUUAAAUAAAGAUCCAAAAAAUUCAAUCCUA